ACAAACGUCAGGGCGCGUUUUUUCGCCGUCAUCGUCGGUGGGAAAUGAAUUAAUAUUUAAAGUCUGACACGAAGAAAAAUCCCGAGUAGCAGAAAUGGCGCCGCAACAACCGACCCCCUACGAUCUGGCAUACCGAGGGAAAACGGCAGCGGUGAAAAUCCUCCUCUCAGAGAACGAAAAACUGAAGACGGCGACCGACUCUAACGGGCGGAUGCUGAUUCACUGGGCUGCCCUCGGCGGACACGACGAUCUGGUCGCUUAUCUCUUAUCACUGGGUGUGCCGGUAGACCCCACGGACGAUAUGGAGAUGACACCGUUAAUCCUGGCAGCAUCAGCUGGUCGAGAUAAAGUUGUCGAAAUCUUACUAAAAGAAGGCGCCAAUCUGAAUGCGAAGACAACCGAUGGACAUUCGUCUCUACAAUAUGCAGCUUCGAAGAACUGGAAAACUAUCUGCGCCUCCUUAAUUGAGAAAGGUGCAGAUGUGAAUAUCUGUGACAAAAGAGGAGCCACUCCGUUGCAUAGAUCUGCAUCGAAGGGAAACAAUGCCAUCGUCAAAUUGUUGCUGGACUGCGGAAAGGAUCUGCAUAUAGACCACCAGGACAUCUAUGGAAACACUGCUCUGCAUUUGGCCUGCGAAGAGGAUCGACAGGAUGAAGCGAAGCUGUUAGUGAGCCACGGAGCAGACUUGACGGUGACCAACAAAGAGAGGAAAUCUCCACUGGACCUGGCGAGUCGUUUUUUGGGGCGCAUUUUGAAAGAAACCAAAGAAAAGCAGGCGUCGACUUAAGCCAGAAAAUUAUCAGAAUUAGUAAAAUAGCGUUUUAAGGCGGUAAGUUAUGAAAUACGUUUUAUUCAAAGUGAGGUUAAAUGAGAAUAAACAGUUCCGGGGCAUAUUUGCUUUUAUUUCAGGUUUUACGGAGAGUUUAAGAUUUAAAAAAUGUUCAUAAUGUAUCAAAAUGAUGGUUUUGUGUAAACUGAAGAUCUCUGAUUUUUUAAAUUAAUAAGGAUUAUGUAAGAACCUAUCGGACGGAUUUUGAGAAAAAUUAUUGGUCGAUAGAUUAAGGGGCAAAAAACUGAACAAAUUAUUUCGAUGCUUAAAUAAUCUUUUUCAGUUUCUAAGAUCACCGUAACCUUUUGUUUUGUAUUUGCCGUUCUUCUGUAAUUAUAUAUAUAUCGUGAACAAAAAAAAUGUCAACCUCUACAAGUGCGCCAUUUUGAAAUGUUUAAUAACAUUAUAACAUCAAACUCUACGUAAAAUAUGAAAUAAUACAGUUCUGUAAAAGAAAUAUUUUCCACAUCUUUUCAUUCUCAUUUAAAUACAGUUUGAAACGCAUUUCGCAACUUAAGUCCCUUAAAACAAAACCCCGGGUAGAUAAAAAAUGAAAACAAUGGGCGGGCCUUCAAUAACGUGCAAAAAGGCUGUGCUGUUUGAUCAGCAUUUAUUUGUUUCUUCCUCUCGGUUGCUUAAGAUAUCAACUUUUGUAUUCAAUCCAUAUAAAAUAUAUCAAAACAUCCUCCUA
Orussus abietinus is the source of this 1520-nucleotide messenger RNA. Its product is annotated as 26S proteasome non-ATPase regulatory subunit 10. Gene Ontology annotation, molecular function: protein binding. The record is from RefSeq and is a predicted model, not a curated record. The transcript has 4 exons. Lineage: Eukaryota; Metazoa; Arthropoda; Insecta; Hymenoptera; Orussidae. Bases 95 to 787 code for a protein of 230 amino acids.